AUGUUGUUCACUCCGGGGCAGACGUUGGAUAACACGUUAGGAUCGUUGUAUGUCGGCUCGUUACUCGCUGCAGUACUAUACGGCAUAACGAGCAUCCAAACCUACUCGUACUUCAGCUGGUUCUACAACAGGGAUUCUUUUGUCCAUCGUGUUGCUGUCGGAUUGCUAUGGUCCCUGGACACCAUCCAUUUUGUCCUCGUCGUCCACGGCGUAUACUACUACUGUGUGGAAAGCUUUGAGAACCCGCUAAAGCUCCUUACGCUUGUUUGGUCGAUGAAGCUCCAAAUCGUGAUCAACGUCAUCAUAAUUCUUCUCGUGCAAGGAUUAUAUGCUUACCGCGUGUGGCUGCUCGGCGGGUACCACAACAGAAUCCUCGCAUACAUUGUCAUAUUCAUCACGGCAGGUGGCUUUGCUGUCGGCAUGGCCCUCGCACACGCCGUGUAUACACUCACUUUCGUGGCCGAUCAUGAGAAGAUCGGGUGGGCAAUAAUCUCCUCCCUCGCUACGGCGACCUUCGUCGAUUUCUUCAUCGCGGGCGCGAUGGUGUACUACCUUCGUCGCAGUCGGGGGUUGCAGCAGCACGUAAACUCGAAGAUCUCGACAUUGAUGCAGAUGUCGCUCACCUCGGGGAUACUCACUAGCGCAUGCUCAACGGCUGCUCUCAUUACUUACGUCGCCCUCCCGAAAACACUCAUUUUCAUGGGCGUCGAGUCGUUCCUUACUAAAUUAUACAUCAACUCGUUCCUCGCGAUGUUAAACGCGCGCGAGCGGCACCACGACCUCCCCCCUUACCAAACCGACUCGCACUCGCAUUCCUCCCGCAACGGGGUAGCUGUUCAUAUCCAAACUUUGAGCAAACCUGGGAUUAUUAGCACGAGCGGAUCCAAGUCUGAUGGAUCAAACCCCCGAACGUCCCUCUCGCUCUACAAAUCAUCCAUAGCUCCUGUUUCUACGUUAGCUUCGCCGUUGGAGUCACAGACGGGCCUCAACGAUUUGAGUGAUAAGGACGGAGGUGUAGGCGAGGAUCGCCGUCGAGAUGACGGGGAGAAAGACGAGGAUAAAGUAUACCCGUGGUAA
Molecule: messenger RNA, 1077 nt
Organism: Pleurotus ostreatus (oyster mushroom)
Lineage: Eukaryota; Fungi; Basidiomycota; Agaricomycetes; Agaricales; Pleurotaceae
Exons: 14
Coding region: 1-1077 (358 amino acids)
Source: RefSeq, a predicted model, not a curated record